Aureobasidium namibiae CBS 147.97 is the source of this 513-nucleotide messenger RNA. RefSeq lists its product as uncharacterized. Bases 1 to 513 code for a protein of 170 amino acids. The transcript is spliced from 2 exons. Lineage: Eukaryota; Fungi; Ascomycota; Dothideomycetes; Dothideales; Saccotheciaceae. The record is from RefSeq and is a predicted model, not a curated record.
AUGAGCCUGCAGGCCCUCCAAGCAAACCGUGAUUUAUGGUACAAGAUCCAAGUCCUUCUCUACGACCUCUGCAACAUCGUCACCGAUCGCACAGCAGAAUCUCGCACGCUUGCAACAACAGACGAGUUAUACAUCAGUGCACCGUAUCUUGCCGCCGAUGAAGCCGCUCUCGUCAAACAAACACGAAUCUCACCACCAACUCUGCAAGAAAUAUCAGAUGCGCCUUGUCACCAUCGAAGAAAUAUCAAAGGAUGCUUGGAGAACUUUUUCGAGAAGCGGAGGGCGAGUGGGGAUGCACGUCCUUGUGAUCCGCAUGAUAUGGGUCCGAUAUAUCUUGCGGUGUUUGGAGUUUCGAAAGAAGAAUUGAGGGAUGAGAAGUUUCUGAGUCGUUUGAGACGGGCAGGAUUGCCUCGAUUAGAUGAAGCGGAGACGGAAAAGAACAAUGAGCAUAUGUCUCGGAAGGGACGGAAGAAAGAUAGAGAGAAAGGAGGAAGGAAAGGGCGCAAAGGCUAG